Messenger RNA from Rotaria sp. Silwood2, 261 nucleotides. The record is from the annotation of a GenBank genome assembly. Lineage: Eukaryota; Metazoa; Rotifera; Eurotatoria; Philodinida; Philodinidae.
AUGGAAAUUCUCGGUAAUUGGACUUGUAUCGAUCAGUUAAAUUAUUGUGCUGAAGAAACAGUUCCUCCUGAUCAUGUAGCCCAUAUGACGAUAAAUCCAUGUUCAAUCAAUGAUUAUUUUGGUACAAAUUUUACAGUUCCUGUUCAACAGUUGAAUAUAGCUACUUUACCAAUAUCAUUACAAGAAACUCUAUAUCUGUACUAUGAAGAAAGAUUUCGUUCUAGUAAAGAUAGAUUAAAAGGUCAUGAUUUUCAAGCCUGA